Molecule: messenger RNA, 2028 nt
Organism: Symbiodinium sp. CCMP2456
Lineage: Eukaryota; Dinophyceae; Suessiales; Symbiodiniaceae
Source: the annotation of a GenBank genome assembly
AUGUCCAGCGCGGAGGAAGGACCUUCUGAAGCAAAGCCUCUCUCGAAAGGAGAGCAGGCACAGCACGAGUCAUACGGUGCGCUGGGUGCCGCAGAUGGUAAGCAAGCCGCCGCGACCUCAUGGGAAGCUGAGUAUGCAAGUCCCUGGGCGAUUUUGUUCAAUACCUUGGCAUUGGUUGGCUACCAGAUUGUGGCCAUGGCAAUUAUUGCUUAUCAGGUGUUCUACAGGCGUCACUAUGUCAUGGCAUGCAUCCAUAACGAACUAUGCACUUGGCAGUUGUGGGCUUGUGAAUAUACAAAAGCCUUUACGAGGUUCUUCCCCUUGAUUGCAAUCCUUAUUUCAAUGAGUUUGGCCCGCAGCAUGAUCCUGGUCCAGCGCAUGUAUUACGAGCUGUUGCGUCACGGCGCUGUUCUGCAGUUCAGAGAGUACCAGAAAGACAGAGAGCCGGUCUUCUACAUCUUGACAUUCUGUUUCGUUCAGGGUGCAGCGAACUGGGUGCUGGAUGCAUUUACUCCAACCGAAAGCACUGAUUCGAGGUACUGGACAGAGCCGAGCCCCUACAUGAGCGCGACAGAGAAAUUGCGGCAAGGGAUGAUGUACUUGGCCUUACCCAUGACGGCCUUUAUUUUGUCCAUCUAUUUCACACAUGAGCCGACCUACUACUUGGUGCCACUGAGCCGGUACCUCCAUGCAAGCACCCCAGAAGGAUGUCAGGCGGCACGUCGAAGCUUGGCCGGCCUGGUUUUGGUGCAUGAAGACUUCAUUGCACCCGCGGUAAAGCACAUUGAGGUGCCAGUCUCCAGUGACCCGGAAGCCGCCGAUCGAGCAACCCGUGCUGUUUAUCGGGAGCUGAUCAAGACAGCACAGGACUUGGAAGGAGGUGGAAGCGUGAUGAUGGGGAAGAAGCGCAUGAUCGUCCUGAAGAGCCAGAUAACGGACCGCUUUUGGCCGGCCAGAUUGCUUUUCAACCUCGAGCUGGCAGACGAAGGCAGCCAGCAGUUCCGGCUUGUGAGCAGAUUCUACGAUUUCGUCUGCAUCUUUGCAGCUGCCGUGUGCGCAUUCAUUUUCAUCCAGCAUGCCGUGUCUGAGUUCCGCGAUAUCCAGCGUGGUGAGAUCGAGGAUAGCGCAGCGCUCGUGGUGGAGGAUCGCCCGGUCCGAUUGGCGUACAGCUCCGGCAGCAUCGCCCUGGGCCUCAUGCUGGGCCCCGUGGUCGGUGCAGGCCUGAGCCACGAGGGCUUUUCAGCAGCCGUACGCGUCUGUGCUGUUCUGAGCCUCGUGAAUUGGCUCUUCGUGUUCAGUUCGCUCGCUGAGUCUGAGAACGUGCUGCUGAGAAGACAGCCGAAGGAGGAGAGCCGUUCUGCGUUGGAGUCCCUUCCAAGGCUUGCCUGGCCAUUGUUCUUCGGCGCCUUCCUGGGCAAUGCCGGCAUUGCUGCUGCGGAGUCCUGUGGUGCGCUGUUUGUCAUGGACUCCUACUUCCGGGGCUCCUCCGCUGCAGCGGCGGAAAGCACCCAAUUCUUCGCCUACAACAUGAUGAUCUCUGGCGUCCUCGUGAUCAUGAUCACCAACUUUGUCUUCCCCAUGCUGAUGCACACGCUGAGGCAGCAGAAGACGAUGUUCUUGGGCGUGUGUCUGCGCAUUGUUGGAUACGCUGGCCUGGGAUUGGCACCUACCAAGUGGUGCUUCCUCGCUUCGCAGCUCGCAGUCGUUACCGGCGACAGCCUCGCUGCACCAAACCUCUCUGCUCUACUGACGGAGGUGGUCGGCAAGUCUUCCUAUGGCAUCGCCCUGGGUACUUUGUCCACUUUCCAAGCUGCAGCCAGAGUCUUGGACACGCUGCCCUUUGCGACGAUGUACGAGAAAAUUUCUCAUUCAGCACCCUUCUUGACCGUCGCUGUUCUCGCUGUGGCUUCUGGCGCUCUUUGGUUUGUCGUCUACUGGCAGAUGCAGCUGCAAUCUUUCAGAACCUGUGCUCUGGGGCAUGAGAUGCCCGCCGAGAUUCCAACUCGCUCAGGGUAUCCAGUGAGCUGA